AUGGCUGCGCUGGUCCAAACAUAUCCUCAGCAAAGUGGAACAGUGACAUUGCUUCAAACCAAACCCAGCCCAGCUUCUGGAAUCAUGCCAACACCAUCAGGAGCCCAGCCCAAUCAGGCCUACAUAAGCAACCCGCAGCGGACAGGUUAUCACAGCAUGUCUGGCAGCAUAUCGGGGGGACCAAACGUCUAUCGUGGCAACACAUCGGCCCCAGUUCAACCAUAUGCUUUCACAGCUACGCCCGGUUUGGUUAAUGGUGGACAAUGGCAACAAUAUGGGGCCUAUCGUUCUUCAUCAAAUGUACCCAAUAUGCAAAUGGUGGACCCGAAUGCUGCGGCACGUCCUCGCUAUCCAGCAAACCAGUCCAAUCCUCCAGGCAACGCUAAUAAUGCCCAUCCGACAAGAGCUCAGGACGACCUCCGGGCCGCCGCAUCGGGGCCUCGGCCACAGUUAGCACCUUUGAAUCUAUCGUCUAAUCAACCGACAUUCGCACAGGUUGCCGCUGCAAAAGCAUCGCCUGAGCGGUAUAGACGACCAUCUCCAAAGCACACAGAUUCAUCACCAAGUAUUUUACAGACACCGAAACCACCACAAGGUUCGGCGACGCCAUCAGGUUCUGGGAUGGCUACCGUUGUUCAUCUUUACAAUCCGCGGACCAUGCCAGAACAAAAAGCCAAAGCAUCUAGAAAUUCUGUAGGAUUCGCCAACAGGCCGCAUAAUACUUAUGCUACUAUGGAUGACAUGCAACUGUACCGACAUCCCACCGAGGAAGAAGCGAAGAGGUUUCGACGGCGCAGCAUCCACUCAAUCAAUUCUUCCGAUUAUCCCAGCCCCCUGACCCCGCAGGACUUCAAGCAAGCGGAGGAAUCAUUCCGCCCAGAUGGACUAUCCAUCUCAAAGAAGCAGGGUGGUUCAAGUUCAGAUAAGGAUCAGAAAAAUGUUAUUCGAAAUGCAACUAACCUUCCUGCUCCCGAGCCUGUGGAGAAAAAUGCAAUGCAUGCUAAGAAUGGCAGUUCUGAGAGUGUUAAUUCAAGUGGAAGCAGUAAUUCCAGGCCGCCUUCGUCUACCAAUCGAAACUCCAAUGCAUCUGCCCCCACGGUAAGCCCCGCCUCAACCUCCUCCACUUCUGGGGACAAGAAGUCUGGGCAGGAUCAAUCGAAGCCGGUGAAUAUACCGCCUCGCGCCUCAUCAUCUACUGAUGUCGGGAAGCGAACCAUCAACCCAUCACCAUUAUCCAAACCGGUAGCCAUGGGUCCCGGGUCUGCAUCCGAUGACUCGGCGUCGCCCGCCAACGUUCCGGAAUCAACUGCACCUAAAACAUCGACGCCCUCUGCGAGUGCAGUAGCAGAUAGUCCUGCGGCCAAGCAGCUGGCCGCGAUUAACGAGAAAGGGGGAAAGUCAAAGACUAAGACGUCGCGACUGCGACGAGCCUUUUCUUUUGGGAGCGCUGCCGAACUUCGGAAGGCUGCUGGACAAGAUGUCGGGUCCGACUUCGCUAAGACGGCGCAAAAUGACCCUACGAAGCUGCACAAGGAUCCUAGGGCUGAGGAUAUUUUUGAGGAGGAACAGGCGCGGAUUGCGCAGAAGCAGGAGGAGGCCGGAAUUGGUAGCAGCAUCUACUCUGGCACUAAACUAUUUACGGGGUCAACCGACAACCUAUCGAUUUCUUCGACGGCAUCCUCAGCGUCGAUUAUGCUCCGCAAGAUGGGUCGCGGGAUGAAGAAGGGCGGGAGAUCGUUGGUUGGAUUGUUCCGACCUAAAUCAAUUAUCGGAUCAGUAAGCGAAGAUCUCAAGGCACCCGAGGCCUCGGCAGCUGAAGUAUCCAUGGUUACGGUGGAAGCUGAGCGAGAUAUGCGUUUUCAGCAAGGCAGUGCCACCGGGCUGCCGCAUUUAGAGUUCAAGCCGAUGGAUUCUACUAAUUUAGCAGAUAGCUUUUCGGCUGAUCGUCUCGGGAGCUCGGGCACAGACAACUCGGGUGCGAGAAAGAGUAUUGUUGGUGGUGAAAGGGAGAGAGCUGAGGUACUUGCUACCAUACGAAAAGGCAUUUUAAAGACUCGCAGCAACUCCCCAAGUCCAUCCCCUCGUGCGCCUGAGAUUAGAGGUCCCGCCUUCGACCUCCCCGCGAUACCUACCAUCUCCGACUCACCUAACUCGACCGCCCCAAGCACGCCGAAUGAUGACGUCCAGAUCCAUAAACGAAACGACUCGGUUACUAUUGGCAAUGAAGAUUACUUUGUCUCGGCGCUCCGCCUACGUCAGGACACGAAGAGUGCUCCAACCACGCCCCAGGGUGGCUCCAGCAAGCGAAAUGCUACUUUCAGCCCACGGAUUGUCUUUCACGACACGUGGCCAAGUGGAGAGUAUGACCGGCGCGGUGAGAUUGCGACGUGCAAUCGCCUGACGCCAAUGCUCGCUCAGCAGAUCAAGGAGGAGCUGAACACCUUCAAAAUGGAAAUGGAAGUUCACGAGACGUCCAAGAUUUAUACGCAAUUUUUUUAA
This is a messenger RNA of Hypoxylon fragiforme, 2499 nucleotides long. RefSeq lists its product as uncharacterized. NCBI's taxonomy places the organism in Eukaryota, Fungi, Ascomycota, Sordariomycetes, Xylariales, Hypoxylaceae. The transcript has 4 exons. The record is from RefSeq and is a predicted model, not a curated record. Gene Ontology annotation, molecular function: actin binding. The coding region runs from base 1 to 2499 and encodes 832 amino acids. Gene Ontology annotation, biological process: actin cytoskeleton organization.